Messenger RNA from Zygosaccharomyces rouxii, 1185 nucleotides. RefSeq names its product putative phosphatidate cytidylyltransferase (gene TAM41). Gene Ontology annotation, biological process: CDP-diacylglycerol biosynthetic process; cardiolipin biosynthetic process. The transcript has a single exon. Gene Ontology annotation, cellular component: mitochondrion. Bases 1 to 1185 code for a protein of 394 amino acids. The record is from RefSeq and is a predicted model, not a curated record. NCBI's taxonomy places the organism in Eukaryota, Fungi, Ascomycota, Saccharomycetes, Saccharomycetales, Saccharomycetaceae. Gene Ontology annotation, molecular function: phosphatidate cytidylyltransferase activity.
AUGUUAAUGUUACGUAGAUCAGAACUGCCACGUAUGGUGGCAGGGUUAAGACCAAGAAUAAGGUUUCAAUCGACUUCAGUAAAGGGUGACUCCGAGGAAAGGUUACGAAGGGAAUCAUUGAUACAUGGUAAAAAGGUGAAGGAUUUGGAGACUGAUCGUCAGCGCCAUCACGUGACCCAGACCCAGGUAAAACCACCUAUCAAGACGACUGGAACGACUGAAGACGAUUUGGUGUUUUUGGAGCGUGGUAUCAGAAAGACUGACGAAUUGGCGUCUUCUUUCACUGAUUACACUUAUAAAUUUGAAAGAUUACCACCUAAUUAUGGAUCAAAUCAACUUUUAACAGUUGGUAAUGAAUUACAAGCUGAAUUGGACUCAAUUAUGACGCAUUUUAGAGCUCCUAUUAGAUACGCAUUUGGUUACGGCUCUGGGGUUUUUGAACAGAACGGUUAUUCUGGCGGUGAAAAACCUCAAAUGGACUUAAUCUUUGGUGUAUCUCAUCCAGCUCAUUUCCAUUCUUUAAACAUGAGACAAAAUCCUCAGCACUACUCGACAAUGCGUUAUUUCGGAUCUGAUUUUGCCGCCAAGUUUCAAGAGAUUGGUGCUGGUGUUUUCUUCAACCCGUUUGUGGAUAUUCAAGGACAUCAAGUAAAAUACGGUGUAGUGAGUAUGGAUAACCUGCUGAAGGAUUUAGCCACUUGGAAUACAUUUUAUUUGGCUGGUAGAUUACAGAAACCUGUUAAAGUGUUGAAGAACGACUUGAGGGUUUUGUAUUGGAAUCAAUUGAAUUUGAAAGCUGCUGCUUCUUUGGCCAAGUAUUUGACGCUACAGAAGAACAACGGUAAAUUUGAUGAAUUUCAAUUCUAUACGGAAAUUGCAGGCCUAAGUUACCUGGGCGAUAUUAGGUAUCAAUUAGGUGGUGAAAAUCCAAAUAAAGUUUCGAACAUUGUUACCAAAAAUUUCGAAAAUUUCCGUCGUUAUUACCAGCCAGUUUACAAGGAUGUUGUUCACAGUAACUCCUUGUAUUUACCAAGGGAUUUUCAAUUGGAAACAGCUUCAUCUCAAUUACAAGGUAGAAUCUGCAAGGGCAGUACUUCACAGAUGAUUAAGGGAAUUUUUACCGCCGGGGUUUUAAAAUCAAUUAAAUAUGCAUGGGCUAAGAAGUUAAAGACCUGGAGUAAAUGA